AUGGAGGAGAGUUCUACUCUGGUAACACUUAAGGUCGCCGUGGGUCGGAAUCGCCCCAAUGGCAACAGGACCCAGGAGAACUGUCCCUCAGGCCAGGGUCCAGGAGUAAAGACGCCCAGCACUCAGUUCAACAGGCCCCAGCACCCGCCCACUCCGGGACCGAAGGAUCCGCCGCGCGACGCGGGGACUCCCGGGUCUGUAGGCGGGGCCCUGCCCAGGACGGGGCGGUGUCAAAACCCCAGUUUAAAAACUAGCGGGGCCAAGACUCAAGAUCGGGGACCCGGCGGCGGCUCCGCGGGGGAACAGCGAGGCUGGCGCAGCGCCGAGGCCGGGGCCCUGGGGCCCCGCAAUCCGCGCCACGGAACCCCCGAGGUAAUAGAUGGGAGGGAAGUGAGCCGUAAUGAGCGCAGCCACUGCCCAUCGCAGACUGUGAAGAAACUCCUGGAAGAGCAGCGGCGCCGCCAGCAGCAUCCUGAUGCUGGUGGGGCAUCGGAACAGUUCCUGGCUCCCCUGGUGCAACCCCUGACUCCAUCUGCGAAUGAGAGUGAGGCUGGCCACAGUCACUUCGUAGGGCAGCAGGAGCCUGUAAGUUCGGGAUUCAGUGGCCUGGUGCCCCCCACAGGCUUUCCAGAUUGGGACCCCAACACGCAUGCUGCCUACACGGACAGCACCUACUCUUACCCUCCUGCUGCUGCUGCUGCUGCUGAAAGCUUCCAGCCUUCCAACUUCUACCCACCCUCGGACCCAGGCCAGCUGUGCCCGUUUCCUCAGGGCAUGGAGGCAGAACCUUGGAGAGUUUCUGGACUUCUCUCAGGAACCCCACACUUGCCUCAUGUGGUCCAGGGACCAUCCCUGGAUGCAGCUCGUGCUCACAUGCAUGCCUUGGGGCCACAGCAGCUGCUGACCCAGGAUGAGGAGGGGGACACGCUCCUGCACCUGUUUGCGGCUCGGGGCCUGCGCUGGGCAGCAUACGCUGCCGCUGAGAUGCUCCAGGCAUGCAGACAGCUGGACAUUCGUGAGCACAAGGGCAAGACACCGCUGCUUGUGGCUGCUGCCGCCAACCAGCCCCUGAUUGUGGAGGACCUGCUGAACCUGGGUGCUGAGCCCAACGUCACUGACCAUCGGGGACGUUCUGUCUUGCAUGUGGCUGCCACCUACGGGCUCCCGGGAGUCCUCUCGGCUGUGUUUAACUCAGGAGUCCGAGUUAACUUGGAAGCCAGAGACUUCGAGGGCCUCACCCCCCUCCACACAGCCAUUCUGUCCCUCAACGUUGCCAUGUGCCCACCCGACCUGUGUCCCCGGGUGCUGAGUGCCCAGGCCCGAGACAGGCUGACUUGUGUCCAGAUGUUGCUACACAUGGGUGCUGAUCACACCAGCCAGGAGAUCAAAAGCAACAAGACUGUUCUGCACUUGGCUGUACAGGCUGCCAACCCUGUCUUGGUUCAGCUGCUGCUGGAGUUGCCACAGGGAGACCUGCGGGCCUUUGUCAACAUGAAGGCCCAUGGGAACACAGCCCUCCACAUGGCAGCUGCCCUGCCCCCUGGACCUUCCCAGGAUGCUAUCGUGCGGCGCUUGCUGGCGGCUGGAGCAGACCCAACGUUGCGCAACCUGGAGAAUGAGCAGCCCGUUCACCUGCUGCGGCCAGGGCCAGGCCCUGAGGGGCUCCGGCAGCUGUUGAAGAGGAGCCGUGUGGCACCCCCAGCCUUGUCCUCUUAGGACUCGAACCCAGACCUGGACUGAUUUUCCAGUCCCCUCCGUCCUGUGGGACAGCCAGAGUAUGCUAAUUGCAAAUCCAUGAUAAUGUAUAUGGAAUGUCCUGCCAUCCAGGGUCUUACAUUAAAACCCCAGAAUGGCUGC
Messenger RNA from Orycteropus afer afer, 1857 nucleotides. It is a transcript of the gene NFKBID, whose product is annotated as NFKB inhibitor delta. Gene Ontology annotation, biological process: regulation of gene expression. Gene Ontology annotation, cellular component: nucleus. NCBI's taxonomy places the organism in Eukaryota, Metazoa, Chordata, Mammalia, Tubulidentata, Orycteropodidae. Gene Ontology annotation, molecular function: protein binding. The record is from RefSeq and is a predicted model, not a curated record.